Messenger RNA from Hirundo rustica (Barn swallow), 11051 nucleotides. RefSeq names its product B-Raf proto-oncogene, serine/threonine kinase (gene BRAF). Gene Ontology annotation, cellular component: cytosol; mitochondrion; plasma membrane. The transcript is spliced from 20 exons. The record is from RefSeq and is a predicted model, not a curated record. Lineage: Eukaryota; Metazoa; Chordata; Aves; Passeriformes; Hirundinidae. Gene Ontology annotation, biological process: signal transduction; protein phosphorylation. The coding region runs from base 26 to 2443 and encodes 805 amino acids. Gene Ontology annotation, molecular function: ATP binding; protein kinase activity.
CCUCGCCCCGGCGCUCCGGCCCAAGAUGGCGGCGCUGAGCAGCGGCGGCAGCGCGGAGGGGGCCUCGCUCUUCAACGGGGACAUGGAGCCCGAGCCGCCCGCGCUCGGCGCCGGCUACGCGGGGGGCGGCAGCGGGGACCCGGCCAUCCCGGAGGAGGUGUGGAACAUCAAACAGAUGAUUAAAUUGACACAAGAACAUAUAGAAGCUCUGCUAGACAAAUUUGGAGGAGAGCAUAACCCACCAUCAAUAUAUUUAGAGGCCUAUGAAGAGUACACCAGCAAGCUUGAUGCUCUACAGCAGAGAGAACAGCAGUUACUGGAAUCCAUGGGGAAUGGAACUGAUUUCUCUGUCUCCAGUUCAGCUUCAACAGACACAGUUGCAUCAUCUUCCUCCUCUAGCCUCUCUGCAGCACCUUCAUCCCUUUCAGUUUAUCAAAACCCUGCUGAUAUGUCACGGAAUAACCCUAAGUCUCCACAGAAGCCUAUUGUUAGAGUCUUCCUGCCCAACAAGCAAAGGACUGUGGUUCCAGCAAGAUGUGGAGUGACAGUCCGAGACAGCCUAAAAAAAGCGCUGAUGAUGAGAGGUCUCAUUCCAGAAUGUUGUGCUGUUUACAGAAUACAAGAUGGAGAGAAGAAGCCAAUUGGCUGGGACACAGACAUUUCCUGGCUCACGGGAGAGGAGUUGCAUGUGGAAGUUCUGGAGAAUGUGCCACUCACGACACACAAUUUCGUACGAAAAACGUUCUUCACGUUAGCGUUCUGCGACUUCUGUCGAAAGCUGCUUUUCCAGGGGUUCCGCUGCCAGACUUGUGGCUACAAAUUUCACCAGCGCUGUAGUACAGAAGUGCCACUGAUGUGUGUUAAUUAUGACCAACUUGAUUUGCUGUUUGUCUCCAAGUUCUUUGAACAUCACCCCAUACCACCGGAGGAGGCCUCCUUAGGAGAGACCACCCCAGCAUCUGGAUCAUACCCCUCAGUGCCCCCCUCAGAUUCUAUUGGACCACCAAUUCUCCCUAGUCCUUCUCCUUCAAAAUCCAUUCCAAUCCCACAGCCCCUCCGACCAGCAGAUGAAGACCAUCGGAAUCAAUUUGGGCAACGCGACCGAUCCUCUUCAGCUCCCAACGUCCACAUCAAUACAAUCGAGCCAGUCAAUAUUGAUGAAUUGAUUAGAGACCAGAGUUUACGAGGAGAGGGAGCCCCUUUGAACCAGCUGAUGCGCUGUCUUCGGAAAUACCAAUCCCGGACUCCCAGUCCCCUCCUUCAUUCUGUCCCCAGUGAAAUAGUGUUUGAUUUUGAGCCUGGCCCAGUGUUCAGAGGCUCAGCUGCAGGCUUGUCUGCAACACCUCCCGCUUCUUUGCCUGGGUCACUAACAAAUGUGAAAGCGUUACAGAAAUCACCAGGACCCCAACGGGAAAGAAAAUCAUCCUCAUCCUCAGAAGACAGAAAUAGAAUGAAAACUCUUGGUCGGCGGGAUUCGAGUGACGAUUGGGAGAUACCAGAUGGACAGAUCACAGUUGGACAGAGGAUAGGAUCUGGAUCAUUUGGAACAGUCUACAAAGGAAAGUGGCAUGGUGAUGUGGCAGUGAAAAUGUUGAAUGUUACGGCACCCACACCUCAACAGUUACAGGCUUUCAAAAAUGAAGUAGGAGUGCUCAGGAAAACACGACAUGUGAAUAUCCUGCUUUUCAUGGGUUAUUCAACAAAACCCCAGUUGGCUAUCGUUACACAAUGGUGUGAAGGGUCCAGUUUGUAUCACCAUCUACACAUCAUUGAGACCAAAUUUGAAAUGAUCAAGCUAAUUGAUAUUGCACGACAGACUGCUCAAGGCAUGGAUUAUUUGCAUGCCAAGUCAAUCAUCCACAGAGACCUCAAGAGUAAUAAUAUUUUUCUUCAUGAAGACCUCACAGUAAAAAUAGGUGAUUUUGGUCUAGCUACAGUGAAAUCACGAUGGAGUGGGUCCCAACAGUUUGAACAGUUGUCUGGUUCCAUUCUAUGGAUGGCACCAGAAGUUAUUAGGAUGCAAGAUAAAAACCCAUAUAGUUUUCAGUCGGAUGUGUAUGCGUUUGGGAUUGUUCUCUAUGAAUUGAUGACUGGACAGUUGCCAUACUCCAACAUCAACAACAGGGACCAGAUAAUUUUCAUGGUGGGACGAGGAUACCUAUCUCCAGACCUCAGCAAAGUACGGAGCAACUGUCCAAAAGCUAUGAAGAGACUAAUGGCAGAAUGCUUAAAAAAGAAAAGAGAUGAGAGACCCCUUUUUCCACAGAUUCUCGCCUCCAUUGAGCUUCUGGCCCGGUCAUUGCCAAAAAUUCACCGCAGUGCAUCUGAGCCCUCGUUGAACCGGGCUGGCUUCCAGACAGAGGAUUUUAGUCUAUAUGCUUGUGCUUCUCCAAAAACACCCAUCCAAGCAGGGGGAUACGGAGAAUUUGCAGCGUUCAAGUAGCCACAGCACCAUGGCAGCACCCACUCUGUUAUUUAAGUCUUGUGUUCCUACAGUUUCUUAACAUCAAAACUCCAUUCUGCUCCGCAAAACCUAAAGUAAUUUAGAAAAGAUAUCCAUAAGCUUCAAAGUGGAGCAGAAUGGAACCACCGUUCCGACACAAUGGGAUAAAGUACCUUUUUGGGAACCAGAGUCCUCUGCUGCCAGCGUUUCUCCUUCAACACAAACCACCACGUGCAUUCGGAGACGCGCAGUGGCUGCCUGUGCCGUUGGCAUCAUUCCCAGGAGAGAGGAGAGAGGAGAGGGCGCUCGUGGUGUCACUGUGGUGCUCGGGCGUGAGGGGAUGGAGCUGCUGCUGCUGCUGCAACUUAGAGACUUGCUUUGGAUGGUCUGCCGGCCGGCUUUCUCCCUCUAACAGCGUAACCAUCAGAGCCGAGCAUCUGAUGAGUGCUCAUUUCCAAGAGUCAUUUCCCCUUCUGAUCCUUUUUUUUUCCCGGUGUACUUACUGGUUUAUGGACAACGCAGUAUCCCCUUUUCACUGCAUUACGGUGUCAGACGCCUCAAUCUGUCUAUAUUACUGGGGUUUAUUCUUUUAAAAUUAAAAGUGUGGGGGAGUGGGAGCUGGAGAUGUUAUUUUGAAGGCAGAGAGGUUCAUCUGAAGGAAAAGGGGAUGCUGCCACACCUUUUUUUCAGAUUUACUUUACCACUUCUUAAAAAGAACAAACAACAACCAUCAUCCUUAACCUUUUUCCUUUUCCAGUAUUUUCUCGGUGUGUGCAUAUACAACAUCUCUUCGAAGGAUUUGGUCGAUCCUUCUUUUGUUGGUCCAGCAACAAACUGAAGUUUAAAAAAAAUGUAGCGAGAUUGUCCUCUCUUUUAUUUUUCUUUUGUAUCAUAUGAUACAAUGUAUUUAUCAAAGGUGCUCCUGCAGCAUCUAAAGUCUGUAGAAAUCCUGAUACAGACUGUGAAUGGUGUAUGUACCUACUUUAAAAGUUUUAUUUUAAACGAGGGUGCAGGUUAAUGCCAGGUACCUUACCAAUAUGUAAUGUUUUCAUAAAUGAGGAAAAAAGUUCUCAGGUUGAAUUGAAUACAAAUACAAUCCCCCCCUUAGAAUUAGACAUUCCAAAAAUUAUGUUUUGGUACUUUCAAGAGCUUUUUUUAAAGGAUUUUUAUCCUGUUAACUAAACGUCCUCUGACAAGUGUGUGUGUAAAUGUGGAGCAUCUUGUCCUAAUGGCAAGUUGUUAGAUCAAAACAAAACGGUACUUGCUGGAUCCACGCUGACUACUCCUCCUCUCAUUGCUUUCCUCCCUGUCAUCUCUUCCCUUCUGUUUGUCUUUCCCUUCUGUACACUUUGCAAACUAGGAUGAAGGUGGCGGUAUCUCCAUUAGAGUGCUUUGUUUUCCUGUCCUCCAGUCCUGGUUUUCAAAUGGUUAGUAGCUUUUUGACAAGUUACCCAGUCAGGGAAAACAGCAACUCAUAAAGUUCUGCACAGCAUUUGUUUACCUCUGGUAGAAUAUCUUGUGAUGUGAUCUGCUUGCUGAGUUCUCUGGUAUGUGGUAUUACCUGUAAAAUUAUUCGUACAGAGGCAAGGCAGACCACAUUGGAAAGAAACUCAAGCUCAGACAGAAGUUUCCAGAAUUUGAUUCGUAUCAGCCCUGUACCACUCCAGGUGAGGCAGGAGAGCUGACCCCCCUCUAGCAGGGAGGUUCUUGCUGGCUGGAGGAGGGGAGUGUUCAACAAAACCGUGACGAAUAAAUGAAGGAGUUAAAUGUGUAUGAAUGUGGUGUCCAUGCUAAACGUGGAUGUACCGAGUGAGGGUGCUGUCCUUCCCUCCCUAGGGAAAGUUGGACAGUUCCUGUCUGCAGAAGGUUGCUCCCAGAUGAAGGGAGAAAAGCACAUCGGAAGUAGAAGGCGCUUUUAAUACCCUGAAAUUUUGCGGUGUUGCUGGUAGUCUGUUACAUUUGUCAAUAAAUAUUUACUGGGGCUAUAGGGACCGGACUGAAGUGGGAAUUAAAACUGAAAUACUGUGUAUUCAUAUUAAUUCCACAAACAUGAGCAAGAUAGCAAUAGUAAAUGACUUAAUAGUCACUACAAGAAUGAAGUGAUUCAUGUUGGAACAUGAACAGAAUUGAUUCUGUGUACAGGACACACUGUAAAAACAAAGGAAAAAAAAAAAGCACAAAUUUUUUUCUUGUCUGCUGUGGGUCUUCAGAUGCUGUAAGGUUUUUUCCUUAAUGAAGUUGGCAGGAAUUUAAAAAGUAGCAAUAGCCACUUUCCAGUGUGGAGGAGCUGAUGCAGAGCAGUGGUGUGCAGAUGGUGCAGUCAGAGUGCUCCCUGGUGAUCAUCUGAGGCCAGUACCGGAGAGGUGGAGGGAACCUGGGGCUCCUGGUGGCAGCAGGCAGGUGAGAGCAUUUACCAGAUACAGGCUGCUCCUUUCCCCCCCAUGCUUGGCUCCAGCCCCUUUAUUGGCUGUGGCCCCAUUUGUACAUGUCAGGGAUACUGAAGUAAAGGUUCUCUCAAAAGAAGCUGUUAACAGAGCAAGUAUGGACAGGUGGUUCAACACUCAUUUGUUUUACAGAGCUUGUUAAAAGCUCUCAUUUCCUUCCACAGAGUCAUGCUGGCAGAAGAUUCUCUAUUAGAAACUUCAUUCUAUCUUUGCUUAAAAUGAACUUACUUUGGUGAAGAUUCAUUACCCAUUAGUCUACAGUAUGCUUCUUGAGCCCAUAGGAAAAGCACAAGGAAAAUUGCUAUCCUUGUCCAUGCAAAGCACUUUAUAAGUAACACAUGAUCUCUGGGGGUUUUUUUUAUUGGGGUUUGUUUGUUUGUUUGUAGUUUUGUUUUUCUAUUUUGAUUCUGAUUUUAUUUUUUUUUUCCUGAGGAAUGUGCAAGUUGUUUGGCUGCUGUUUAGAGAAGUCCUUUCAGGAUGCAUUUCUACUGGUUUUCUUGUUUGUUUGUUCCCCUCCAGAUAGCUGUAGUAAUGUGUGUUUGUCUGUGAGAGUUCCCAGGUAAUGCUCAUGCAAAACUUUGGAAGAAAUGUGGUUUGUAUAUAAUUGGGAUUAUUUUUGGUUUUAUCUUUUCCUUCAGGAGUUUUUCUGGAUGUCUUGCAUGCCAUCAGAACCAGUCUUAAGGAUGCCCUGUAGAUGUUUAAUGAAUGGGGAAACAAGAAUAGGUGAGAAAUGAGUGCUCUCUGUAGCAGUGGGAUGAAGGAAGUGAACUGAAAUGACCAAUGCAUUCAUGCCUGUUACCCCAAAUUCCUUAAGCUUCUUCAUGGUGUCCCAAUCACAGGCACAUGCCAUAGUAUGGAAGUGUCUGUACAUACUUCAUGUGCACAUGUUGGGACAAACGCCUGGAGAGUCAGACUGCUUCUUUUAACUGUACAGUACCUUGUAUUUCAUAAUCAUUUGCAAAAGUGCCAGUCUCCAGUCCCAGCUAAUCAUGUCUUUAUCAACCAGGCACAGACCUUCCCUUCUGCAUUUCCUUUUCCAUACAGGUAACAGAGGCCUGUUACACCUUCCUGCUCAGUGUGUGAUUGUUUCCCCUGGUAUAUUUGCCAGAACUGCAACAUUGUGGUGGAGCUUGAACCAAGUGGCAGGAAUAUAGAGGCCAGGUUACUUUGAAAGUAAUUUCUGUGUCAGUUAAGUCCUACAUAGCCCCAGAUACAAUUAGGCCACAGUCAUUUCUUUUUUUGUUAAACUCAUGCAGGUCAUUAAAUGAAUCCACUACUUCUUUUUAUGCUUACCCAAAUUUAUCUUUUCUUGUACUCGAAUGCUCUAGCAGCUGAUGAUGAUGCAAAAUGUUUGAGAACAAAUACUGCCAUUUUACCAUGGCAUCUUAGCAUCACUUGUAUUAGUAUGUGCUCAUUAGAGGCAGAAUUUGGCCUUUGUGACAUAAAAUGAGUGAAAUUCUGAUUGUUGAUAAAUAUGUGUCUUUCCAUAAAUGCCCAGACUGGUGGGAAAGUACCCUAAAGAUCACACAUAAGUAGUUAUUCUUCUGUGUUUGCCGGGUGGUGUAAAUGCAUCCAGCAUUUUACAGAAGGCUGAGGGAAGCCAGAUCCCCAGACACCUCCCAAACUAAUUGAAACUUUGAUAUCUAGAGGGGCUAAAUUUAGGGAAGAAGCACGUAGACAUUUCACACGUUUGCAGCCUCUAGAUUUUAUUUUCUUCUUGACUGUGAGUGCAGUGUGUGUAGCACAAACUCUUCGUAGUACUGUAGACAAGGUGUCUUCUGUUGAUAGCACAGUGGGACAGGCAAAGCUGCUAGGUACAGUCAAGGUAAAAAGCAGCUGCAGGAGAGUGAACUCUUAGGGCAUCACUCUGAAGGUGCUGAGUUUUCUGGUUUUCUGUGAUGCAUUUUUUGUAGCAGUUUAUGAAACAAACUUUGUUUACUGCAGCCUUGUUACUGUGCAUUUGGUGUUUGUUUUGGCAUGCAUUUGAAAUACCUUUCUUCACUGCUUCAUUACUUCAUGCCAACUUCGUACCCACCAUAUAAAGUUUAGCCAGGGCAAGUACUGGAUUCUGCACCUGGGGUGGGUAACCCUGGUUGUGUUUAUAGACUGGGGAACGAGAGGCUGGAGAGCACAAAGGGACCUGGGGAUCCUGGUCACUGGCAAGUUGAGCACAAGUCAGCAGUGCCCUGGCAGCCAGGAGGGACAUCCCUGUCCUGGGGGACAUCGGGCACGGGACGGGAUUGUCCCCUCUGCUCGGCACUGGGGCAGCCUCACCCCCAGUGCUGGGGGCAGUUUUGGGUGCCACAGUGUAUUACUAUUAGACUAUUAAUAAUAAACUAUUAGAGUGUCCAGAGAAGGGCCAUGAGGAUGGUGAAGGGUGUGGAGAGGAAGCUGUAUGAGGAGUAUCUGAGGUCUCUUGGUGUGCUCAGCGAGGAGGGGCAGGCACUGAUCUCUGCUCUAUAGUGACCAAUGUCAGGACACAAGGGAAUGGCCUGAAGUUGCAUCAGGGGAUGUUUAGGUUGGGUAUCAGGAAAAGGUUCUUCACCCAGGGGGUGGUCAGACACUGGAACAGGCUCCCCAGCGCAGUGAUCACAGCACCUGACAGAGCUCAAGAAGUGUUUGGACAAUGCUCUCAGGCACAUGGAGUGAUUCUUGGGGUGUCCUCUGCAGGGCCAGGAGCUGGACUUUGAUCACCCUUGUGGGUCCCUUCCAACUCAGCAUAUUCUAUGAUGCUGUGAUUCUUACCUAAUAAACUAUCAGAAGAGCAGAGCCAGGUUGUUAAAAUGAAAAAGUUUGCAUUUAAGUUUCAAGGUUGCUAACACAGAAGCUACCAAGUCAGCACCAUGACAGCAGUAACUGUGAACCUGUGGAAGGAGGAAGCUUUAAAAGCUACAGAAUCCAGAGUACACCAAGAGUGAAUUCAGAUGAAAACUAAAUUCUCUCUUUUGUUUAGAAGAGAGCUACCAAGACCCUCUGUUCGAUGGUUUACAUAGGGAUCCCCCAAAAGAGUUUUUGUAGUUUGCCAAAUGAUCAUGUGCCUUUGCAACCUUAAAAAGUACAACAGAAUGUAAACCAGGUGCUUUGUAACUAGAGCAGUGUCUGUGGUUUACAUUUGCUGCAGUAGUUUUGUAUAUAGCUAUCCAUGUAGGUAGGUAGUUUGGAGCUGGUCAACUCCUGUAAUGGAGCAAGGAGGGCAGAGAGCAUUCCCCAAAAUACCUAUUAGCAUUUCAAAGCUAAGAAUUGAAGGAUAAUGAAUUUAGUUACAGUAAACCUGCUGCUUGAAGUCUGCUCUGUCAACAGGUAAUGAGGUUCAUUUAAAGUAAAACCAAGUAAGCCCUCCUCCCCUUCCAAAGACACAGAUCUUGUUAAAGAAGGCUCCAAAGAGGCCUGAAGUUACACUCUCAUAGCAUCUUGGGAUGAGAUGGUAGAUGAAGAAUGAGAGCUAGAUGAGGAGAAACUGAUGGCUAGCACUCAUGUAGUCAAGGUUCACCUAUGUCAGACCAUACAAUUAGUCCCAGAAAAGGCAGUAAGUUUUGUUUCUGGAAUGUCAGCAGGUUUCCUCACUUCUUCCCUGUGCCUCUUGCAGUUGCUGUUCAGUGAUCACAUCCCGUUAUUGCACAUUAACUGUGGGAGAUGGUAGGUGUCCUGUCAGCUGAGGGACAGCCAGGGAAUUUGAUUUGUUCAAAUUUCAGACUGGUUACGUAGACUUCUGGCAGUACCUGCAUAUCAGUGUCAUAUUUAACCUACUUGUCCAUGAAGGGCAAAAUAAUGGAUUUGGAUAUUAAUGCUUUUUCAGGUCUUUUCUUACUUGGGGCAGGACUUCUGGCAUAAUUGUAACUUAAGAAGUUAUGUUUAAAUGCACAGUUCAUAUGAAAUAUCAGACCAAUUUUAACUUGGGUUUGUUCAUUUUAGAAAACAAAGUGUAAAAAUGUUUUACUUAUGCUCCAGGAACUAUCUGGAAUCCUACCUACCUACCCCAGAUUCUGCACUAAAAGUACAUGUGAUGGUUAUUUUUUCCUUUUUUUUUUUUUUUUUUUUUUUUUUCCCUCCUUUGGUGGAGGUGGUGGGUUUUGGGUUGGAUUUAUUUGUUUUUGUUUAGGAACUUCUAAACUACCUACUAUUUGCUUCAUAGCAUCCAGCAGCAGUGUGUUCAGCUCACCCAGCUCCUCCUCGAGAGCCAACAAUGGCCUGUCUGGUCAUUUUUGUCUAGUUUGUUAUGUUUGCAGCAGCUGUACUUUAGAAUAAGCAGUGUGUGACAUUUACUUUUGAGCAAGUAAACCACAAAAGUAACUGUUUUCUUUUUUUAUUUGGGUUUGGAAAAUGGUCAAGUUUUGUUCUGAUAAAUUCUGUGUUGCAUUUGUGUAUUCACCCUUGUUGAAGAAAAAAUCCAUCUGUGUGUUUGAGAGUUCAGUGGAAUGUUAGGAGAAGAAAUGAAGCCCAUCAUCUGGGCAUGGAUGUUGGGUCUAGGGAAAAAUGGACCAAACUUGGGUGUUGAGUUAUUUGGGGAUGGUGGGGGGUUGUGAGGGCAUAAUUUAAAUUAACUCUGUCUAAAAUAAAGUGUAAGUGCAAUAAAUGUGCUUUUUUUAUUCAAAGCUGUGAACCUUUAGGGGGAAAAAAAAAAAAACAAAACCAACCAAACAAACAAAAAAAAAAACCCACAAAAAAAAACAACCAAAAGAAAAAGCACAUCAUUCUUUCAUGAGCCUUGUGUCCUACCUGCCUCCCCUCCCUCCCCCUUUCCACAUUUCUCAACUGACAGAAACCUGACAGUGGCCAACUUGCAUGUGUUGGCAACCCAAAUUAACAUUGCCGUUCCAAUCUCGUUGUUAGGACUGGGGAAAGUCCUGGCCCCUACUUCUUUUCCACUCUAGAAAUCAUCUUGGGAGCCAGUGCUGCCCUGUACCUCUAGAGCAGGGUCAGCCCCUAGCUGGGCUGCAGGAGCCAGCCCAUCUGCUCCAAGGGCAGAGCUGCCCCUGGCCCUCCACAUCCCCGGGUCACGCUCCUGGAGCGAAGGCUCUCCCGCGCUGGGCAGUGACGAUAUUCCUGAGCAAUUGCAGGAGCAAUCAGCCAUCAGCCGCCCAACGGGAUCCCUUUUUCCCUGCCCCAGCACACAUGCAGGCUGGCCACCGUUGCCUUGUGUGACUGCCUUGUUUUGCAGGAGCAGCUGUAGGUGUGUGUAACCUGUUGUGCGUUACUUGCACUGUCUCUCUUUCUUACUUGAGCACAGGCUGCUUUUCCUAGCUGAGGAAAGGGGCACGGGUCUCCCAGGUUUGCCAGGGGAGCGCGAUGUGCUGAGCAGUGACGGAAGGGGUAGCACUCACUGGUUGGACCCUCGGGGGGACUAAGAGGGGACUGGCUUGUUUAAGUUUAUAGAUACCCAGAUCUGUAUCCUUUAAACUUUAUUAUUUUUAUAUAUAGUCAAGACAAUGGCAUUACCUCAUAAUACAGAGGCUUGUUUAUGAGAGGCAAAGUACGUAGUAAGGAGAGGAAAGGGAAAUUUAUAUAUAGAUUUGAUUUCUUUUGUUUGUUUGUUCCUUAGUGCAAUGAAAAGUAUGUCCCACCAGUUUAAACUCUGUGCUAACACAUUCCUUUCAGCUGUAUUCCUUUUUUUUUUUUUUUUUUUUUACACCACCAGAGGUUUGCAAGGGUCUUAUGACUGCAAUGUAGAAGGUCCAGUCUGGUUACUUAAAAAAAAAAAAAAUAAAAAAACUAUUGUGUUAGUAGAUUUCCAUAGCUGCUUUUCAAAAUCUACAAUGGAGUAAUUGUUUUGAAACUUGUAUUUAUUUUUUAAUUCAUAACAAAAUGUUUAAUUUUGGCUUCCUGUUAUGUAGGUCAUGGCAACUCCCCUUCGUUCCUUCUCAAGUUUCCCCUGUAAUUGCCAAUACAACUUAUUUUUCUUGUUUGUUCCUCCUCCCUUUACUUUUGUUGUCCCUUCAUUUGUACUUUGGAGUUUUUCUCAUGUAAAUUUGUACAAUGGGAAAUAUUGUCCAGUUUGGUUAGAGAGCAUGGAGACUUAAAGCAUAUUAAAAUUUGAUAGCUGAAUUCAGAUUGAAGAAAACUAUUUCAGUGUAAAGUUAUUUAAAGAACUCUGUAUUAUAUGAAAGGCAAAAAGUUCUAUGUACUUGAUGUGAAUAUGAGAAUACUGCUAUAAUAAAGAUUGACUG